Molecule: messenger RNA, 1406 nt
Organism: Lolium rigidum
Lineage: Eukaryota; Viridiplantae; Streptophyta; Magnoliopsida; Poales; Poaceae
Product: putative F-box/LRR-repeat protein 23
Exons: 2
Molecular function (GO): protein binding
Source: RefSeq, a predicted model, not a curated record
GGGGAGGCGAGGGACCCAGCGGCGCCGCCACCGGACGCGGCCCGCGACGGGGAGGCGACGGACUGGGCGGCGCUGCCGCUGGACGCGAUCACCUGCGUCCUGCGGAAGCUCGACCACAUCGAGAUCCUCAUGGGGGCCGGGCAGGUGUGCCACUCCUGGCGCCGCGCCGCGCGCGACCACCCCGCGCUCUGGCGCCGCAUCGACAUGCGCGGCCACCCCGACCUCGACCGCCAGCUCAACCUCUACAAGAUGGCGCAGGGCGCCAUACGCCGCGCCCAGGGCCAGUGCGAGGCGUUCUGGGCAGAGUACGCUGCCGACGACGACGUGCUCCACCUCCUCGGCGACCAGGCACCAUCUCUGAAGAGUCUCAGCCUCAUUGCUUGUCAGGAUAUCAUGGAAUUCGAAGAGGAGAUAAAGAAGUUCCCUCUGCUUGAGGAGCUUGAGAUUUCACUCUUCACAAAUAUAGGUGGGAAGCAAGUGUUUGAGGAGAUUGGCAAAGCAUGCCCAGAGCUGAAGCACUUGAAAUUCAAUGCGUACCGGUUCUGCAAUCUCGGUGAUGACACGGACACUGAGGAUGACGAUAAUGAGUUCAGGUAUAACAGGGAUGAUGAUGCUCUGGGGAUUGCAUCCAUGCAUGGGUUGCGCUCCCUGCAGCUCUUUGGCCAAAACUUCACCAAUAAGGGGCUGACAGCCAUCCUUGACAACUGCCCCCACCUGGAGUCCCUCGACAUCCGCCACUGCUUCAACAUCUCCAUGGAUGGUGCUCUGCGGAGAAAAUGUCGUAACAUUAAGACACUCAAGCUCCCCAAUGAUCCAAUGGAUGGCUAUGAUCUUUGCUUUGAGGGCCCUCUCUGGUCAUUUGGCGUCCAGUCUGACAGUGAUGAUUAUGCCUAUGCGCCUGACUACAUCCUGGACUCAGAUGAAUACGAUGACUACUGUGAUCCUUUCCGUUACCUUGACGGUGUCUAUGAGUCCGAGCUCAAUCCAGAAGACCGUAUGUUCCUCAAGGGCAUGCGCAUGUUUAUGAAAGAUUCUGAUGAUGAUGAUUACUGACAUAAAGUUCUUUGUGGUCUAGCUACUGGUGAUGCUAGGGAUCUGUUGGUGCUCGGAUCUCACAUUUGGCUGGAAGGUUCCUUACCUCUUUCAUCGUAGAUCAUGUCUCGUACUUUGUCUUCUGUUCUUUUCGUGUGUUUAUCGAGUAAUUCCAUGAACCAGUUAGCAGUAGAAAGCAUGUGAGCAAUCCCGUGUGGCAAGGUUCUCUACAACUGGAAUAAGUAUUUAGGGAUUCAGCAAGUUUGAGAAUAUGGUUCAUCAUUGUGACAGGAGCUCUAUGGUUUGGGCGCUGCAGUGCUUGUUUGAUGUACCGAAUGUUUCAGUGGAAAACUUCUUUAGAAGUACUGUUAUUU